AUGCUCGAGUACGGCGCGCGUCUCUGGCAGGCCACCUACAACAUCCGCAAGGACUUCUGGGUGACGGUGUCGCCGACGCUCCGCCGCCCGAUCUACUACCACAACGUGAACACCGCGAUCCGUAUCGCCCGCUCCUUCAAACAGCACAUCCGCGGCGACCUCAUCGACGAGGACACCAAGAAGGACAUCGCGCUCGCUCUCGACUGGCAGACCAACACCCCUUGCGCGACGUACGUCAACUAUCUCAUCGCUGAGCGCCUCGAGGUGCGCCUCGAUCGUGCUCGCCGCCACUACCAGCUGCGUCUCGUCCGCACCCGCGAGACCGAGUGGCAUGACGACCUCAACCGCCUCUGGCUCAUAUACGGCAUCGCCAAGACUGUCAACAUUGCGGCCCCGGGCCGUACCGAGAAGGAGGUCAUCACCGAGAUCUUCAAGCGCAUGGAUGCUGCCCUGGUCCGCUGGACCAAGACCCAGCCGCUGCGCAAGGUCCUCCGCCGCUUCGACCCGCUCGUUCAGGUGCUGGACUGGAUUGAGCGCCUUGUAGACGCUGUCGCCGAGAUGGACGCCGAGGGGGGAUGGGUCCACUCGUCGGCCCUCUUCCCCAUGCAGCACACCGACCUGCUGCUCCACGGCGCCGCGGAGCUGCACCGCGCCGUCAAGACCGAGGUCACGUGCUUCCUCCGCACGCAGGUCGCCGGCUGGGAGCGCGGCCUUGACCACCUCCCGCCUGCGCGCCGCGACACCUACCGCCGCGAGACAAUCGCCGACGACGUGAUCAACGUGAUUGACCGCGGCAACCUCGCCGCCUUCCGCAACCACAUGGCUUCGCGCCUCGACUACUGUCUGGUCUUCACGCCGCGCCGUACCCCGCUUCCACUCCCGGCCAUGUCUGAGGACAACCUUGCUGACUUUGAGCGUCAUCUCCACCGCAAGCGUGCCCACAGCCACUCGACGACCUCAUCCGGCUCGUACUGGGAUGCCAAGAUCAGCAUCGGCAGCCAGGUCACGUCGAGCUAUGCUCGCAGCAUCGUCCUGUAA
Messenger RNA from Vanrija pseudolonga, 1038 nucleotides. RefSeq lists its product as uncharacterized. Lineage: Eukaryota; Fungi; Basidiomycota; Tremellomycetes; Trichosporonales; Trichosporonaceae. Bases 1 to 1038 code for a protein of 345 amino acids. The record is from RefSeq and is a predicted model, not a curated record. The transcript has 3 exons.